AUGGCUGCGGUGAGUAGACUCACGAGAGCAUUAUCCGAGGAGCGUGCUUCGGUGCUGGCGAGCGAGGCAAUAGAACUUGCCAAAUCGGGCCGACUACAACAAGCUUCAGCAAGACUGAGAGAGGCUGCAGCUAUUGGCCAUGACAAUGCUGAUGUGCAAGCAGCCUUCAUAACCUUACACCAAGGACAAAGCUCAUCACCUCUAUUAGAUUUGUGCAGAAAGUAUGCACAUUAUCACGAUCCCAAAGCUGGCGAAGAUGCUGUAGCACUUCUCCGUUCACCAAGUUCGCCAAAGCCAAGCCCCACGACUGCUCUGGAAUGUCUUCAGCUUGUCCUUGAAGAACCACCAACCAAAUUAUCAGAUGCUCAGGAUGCUAUCGUUUCAGAACUUACGAGAAGUCAUGUCCAGAUACGGCAGCACAUGGUUAAGCGACUUUCCGAAUCAACCACCGAGUUCUUCGAGGAUAUGUUUGCGCGAGGCGAUGAAUCAGCCAACUGCAUGAGAAGCAUCGUUCUUGAGGUCAAACUAUGGCAGAAUGAGGAAGUUCGUCUGCGGGUUGAGGACGACCUUUUCGUCCUUUUCAUUGCCAAGUUAAUGGAGAGUGGCCAUGACCACGAUGGACGAGCCCUCAAAGGUAUCACUCUAUUGCUGCUCGCAGAUACUCCUAGGCUAUAUUCCCAUAUCGACGAGGAUGCUUUCGAUGCACUUCUGAAGUCCUUGGAUUUGCGUUUGCCCGCAGACGUAAGAGGACAAGCCACAUUGGUAAUCGCAAAGUUCAUGGAAGUCGCCGAACUCGAGGCACAAAAAUACUUCAGCGAUUUCAUCACAUCACAAGUCGCCAAACAAAAGCCUGAAGGCCUAGUCAUCAGUUUCUCAGCUGCUGCACAACUCUUCCCAGUCGCCUCAAACGUUACUGCUCAGUUGUUCCUUACCGAAGGCUUUCUACCGAACCUCAUGCCUCUUCUCGAACAAAAAUUCUCAAACUCUAUAGUACACGACGCUUUUCUAGCUUUGCUAAAUGCCGCCUGCGUUGAAGGUGCUUGCCGCAAAGCAAUACAGCAAUAUUGCACGACCUGGCUGUCAGAUAAAGUAAGCAACGGCACUGGUCGUCAGCCAGCCAUAGCCGCAACCGUACUCGCCAAGUUACGUACAGCCAACAGAGGAACUGCAGAAGGUGGCAUCCAGGCAGGAAAUGAUAAUGUUAGUGACCUUGUUGAUCUUUUUCAAAAAUCCCUUGUUGUUGAAGAUCAUGAUGAAAAGAAUAUCUCUGACUCUAUUGAAGGUCUUGCGUACACAUCUCUGAGACCAGAGGUGAAAGAACGACUAGCGAAUGAUCCAAAGGUCAUCAAAACAAUACUAUCUGCUCUCGAAGAAAAUCAUAGCAGUCCCGAAAUCUCAAUCGGUGGACUUAGCAUUAUCACGAAUCUGACGCAUUACCAGCCUAACCUGUCCGAAGAGCAGCAGAAGAUGUCACAACUUAGAGCCUAUGCUAAUGCCAGCAAACCAGAUUUCCAAGUUUCAGAAUUGGAGGACGACAAGCACGUCGAAAGGCGCUGUACAACGUUGAUCAAAGCUGGUGUUACUGCAACAUUGGUCAAAAUCAACAAGGCGCCUUCCUCUGCGACUAUCCAGCUAACAAACAAGAUCUUACUCAGCUUGGCCCGUAACCCGAAGGAACGGGGCACAAUUGCACAGCAAGGAGCAGUCCGCCUGCUCAUUUCACAUUGCCAACCACAACCACAGCAAAAAGCACUACUCUCUUCCUCCCAGCCAAAAUCGUCGAACGUCCCUGCAAAACCAGCAAUCCCGCACAAUGCUGCACAUGCACUUGCACGAAUUUUGAUCUCGAUCAAUCCUGCCCAUCUUUUCCCAUCCGGUGCCACGCCGCACAUCACAUCUGCAAUUCCACCUCUUGCAUCAUUGCUCAAGCAACUCACUACCGAAGGUCCAACUCUAACCGACUCGGGUCCUCGUGACCUCCUACCUGUCUUCGAAGCACUUCUUGCCCUAACAAAUCUCGCCUCAACGCCCACCUCCGAUGCUGCCAAAGUUAUCAUCCGCACCAGUCUCUCGGACAUCGAAGACCUCCUGAUCAGUACAUCGAACGACCGUGUCCGCUGUGCCGCUGUCGAACUCGUCUGCAAUCUUGUCGCGCAUCCAGAAGGUAUCGUGCUCUAUGCCGAUGGCUCACGUAAAGCUCGAGAACGUCUGCGGAUACUGAUUGCCAUGGCUGACGUUGAGGACUUCAAGACUCGCUCAGCUGCUGGUGGUGCUUUGGCCAUGCUGACGGACUAUGAGGAGAUCAGGAUUUCAAUCAUAGACGAUGCAGAGAAGCUUGAGCGGACUGUUGACGUUGUACUUGAUAUGGCCUCCGACAAGGAGCUGGGACUGAAGCACAGAGGAUUCGUUGUGCUUUCGAACCUGUUGCAGGGAGAACAGGGGCGAGGUGAGACAUUCAAGAAGGCUUGUAUUGGAGCAAGCGGCGUGGACAAGGUCAAAGCAGCACUGAGAGAGGUGCGGGAACAGGGUAUUCUGGAGAUUGGCGUUGAUGUCCUGAAGACUUUGAUGGGUAAGACAUAG
Molecule: messenger RNA, 2580 nt
Organism: Lithohypha guttulata
Lineage: Eukaryota; Fungi; Ascomycota; Eurotiomycetes; Chaetothyriales; Trichomeriaceae
Gene: SHE4
Product: SWI5-dependent HO expression protein 4
Exons: 2
Coding region: 1-2580 (859 amino acids)
Cellular component (GO): cytoplasm
Molecular function (GO): Hsp90 protein binding
Source: RefSeq, a predicted model, not a curated record